AUGCAGCGGUAUCUUAUCACGUCUUCUCUUGGCGGCGCCAAUAAUCACAACCGUGCCUGGCCAGAUGUGGAAGGUCGCGGUGAACUCCACGGGCCGCCUAAUGAGAUUGGCAACAUGGGCAAACACCAUCCACUUGUGUGCAACCUCACCACCAGCACCUCAUACCCUCAUAUCAGCACGCGCAGGUGGGACGCGUACGGCCUGCUGUACCGCACCGAUACUAAUGCGACCUAUUCCUGCGCUCGCGUUCCUAUCUGCGGCUUUGGCCUCCCAAAUGGCACCCUGCAUCGUCCCCGUCCUUCCCAGAUUAAGCAGCCAAGACCGCCCAUCCUGCAUCUGAUGCUGCCCUCUGGUCUAUGGUCGGUCCCUUGUGACACGCACGGUUCGGCCAUGCUUCCAUUCUUUUCUAUACUCCCCUUUUUGGGCGGAGCUCUCAUCUCGACCGUGUCUGCGGCCAGUGCAAGGGCUCCCAAGGGCAAUGCUACUAUUCCCGGCGCCUACAUGGUCGAGUUUGAAGACUCUCACGACAUUCGCUCUUUCUAUGAUAGUCUCAGCUCCAAGAACAUUAAGUUCUCCGAACGCUUGAACCUCAGUUACAGCCUCUUCAAGGGCGCGUCGUUCAAGCUUGAGGACCUAGUUGAUGAGGCCCAGACUGUGGACGAAAUUGUGUCCCUGGCGACGGUCAAGGCCCUGUGGCCAGUCCGCCGCAUCAACGUUCCUAUCGAGAAGAAGAUCACCACAGGGACCAGCAUCACUCCGGAAGAAGCCGCAAGUGCGCUCCGCAAGCGGCAAUACAACGGCACUGAGGUGGACACCUUCUCCACCCACGUGCAGACCCAGGUCGACCAACUCCGCGCUGCUGGCUACACCGGCACCGGCGUCAAGGUCGGCAUCAUCGACACUGGCGUCGACUACCUCCACCCUGCUCUUGGAGGUGGCUUUGGUGAAGGGUACCUGGUAUCGUACGGUUACGAUCUUGUUGGCGACAACUAUACUGGUUACAACACACCGGUGCCGGAUCCUGACCCCUAUGAUUGCGCCGGUCACGGAACGCACGUUGCAGGUAUUGUUGCUGCUCAGCCAAACGAGUACAACUUCACCGGUGCUGCGCCUGGCGUCACCCUAGGGGCGUUCAGAGUCUUCGGAUGCGAUGGCAGCAGUGCAGACGACGUCCUGAUUUCUGCCUUCAACCUAGCAUACGAGGCUGGCAGCGAUAUUAUCACGGCUUCCAUCGGAGGUGACUCUGGCUGGAGCGAAGAGCCCUGGUCCGUAGCCACCCAGCGCAUUGUCGAGGCUGGCGUUCCCUGCACUCUUGCUGCUGGCAACGCUGGUGAGUAUGGCCAGUUCUUUGGCAGUGCUGCCGCAGACGGAAAGGGUGUCACCUCGGUCGCGUCCUUCGACAACUCGGAGUACCCCGAGCUGUUGACUGAGGGCACAUACACUACAAGCGAGGCCAACUCUUCCACCCCUUUCGGAUGGGUCGCCAGCUCUGUUCCCUUUGGCAAUGUGACUCUGCCUCUGUGGGCUGUGAGCAACACCACGACUGUAGUCGAUGAUGCCUGCUCGGCUCUGCCAGCUGACACCCCUGACCUGUCGGGCUACAUCGUCCUGAUCCGCCGUGGAACUUGCACCUUCGCAACCAAGGCAAACAAUGCGGCUGCUUUCGGUGCACAGUAUAUCCUUUUCUACGCCAACACGGAUGAAGUCAUCUCGGCAGACAUCACCGGUGCUAGCUCUAUCCUAGGAGCCGGUAUGGUCUCGGCAGACCAGGGCGCCCAAUUCGUCGAGGAGCUCAACGAUGGCUUGGACGUCAUCCUGACUUUUAUCGACCCCAACUAUGCAGGCGUGUUCUACACCUCAGUCCAGAACACGCUCACCGGAGGCUAUGCCAGCACAUAUACCAGCUGGGGUCCGACUUACGAGCUUGAUGUCUACCCAGAUGUCGCUGGAAUCGGCGGCAACGUCCUCUCCACCUGGCCUCUCGCUCUGGGUGGAUACGCCGUUCUCUCCGGAACUUCAAUGGCCACACCCCUAGUCGCAGCCAUCUACGCACUUGUCGGCCAGGUGCGAGGCACAUUCGAUCCAACGACUCUCGGCAAUCUGAUCACUACCACCUCCAAGGCCAACUUGUGGAACGACGGUACUGCUACCUACUCUGGGCUCGCUCCAGUGGCUCAGCAAGGACCGGGCUUGAUCCAGGCCUAUGAUGCAGCUUUCACCACAACAUUGUUGAGUGUCGCUAGCAUCUCUUUCAACGACACCGAGCACUUCGUCGACAGCUACACCUUCGGCAUCGAGAACACAGGUUCCGACAGUGUGACCUACACGCUCAACCACGUCCCAGCUCUGACCGCCUAUACACUCACUGAGCCCGCGUCCUGGCCAGCGUACUUCCCCAACCCAACAACAGACGUCGCCGCCACCCUCGCCUUCUCAGACAGCACCAUCGAGAUCCCCGCCGGCACCACAGCCAACAUCACCGUGUCCCCGACCCUCCCCGCGGGCCUGGAAGCGGACCUCCUGCCCGUGUACAGCGGCUACAUCGCCAUCAACGGCACCAACGGCGACAGCCUGACGGUCCCGUACCUGGGCGUCGCGGGCAGCCUGUACAACGCGACCAACCUCGACCAGACCUACACCUACCUCACCACCUACAGCGACCCCUACCUGAGCUCCGUCGCCGCCAACACCACCUUCACCGUGCCCUACCCCACGCUCGCCGCGGCCGAGAGCCCGGACUCCAGCAUCGCCUACCCGGCCGCUACGUACCAGCUCGACCUGGGCGCGCGCAUCGUCCGCGUUGAUGUCGUCCCGCUCAGCUCGAACUACACUGGCAACACGACCGAGGUCCUGGGCACUACUAUUGCGGGCAGCGUGUACGGAUACCCUGUUACCUACCUGCCACGCUACUACUACGUUGCACCGUUCACGGGUCUGCUGGCUGAUGGGACUGUCGUGCCGCCUGGGCAGUAUGAGCUGGUUGUCAAGACAUUGCGGAUCUUUGGUGACCCCGAUGUUGCGGAGGACUAUCUGACUAUUGAGACUGUGUCUUUCAGUUUGGCUUACCAGUGA
Molecule: messenger RNA, 3072 nt
Organism: Diaporthe amygdali
Lineage: Eukaryota; Fungi; Ascomycota; Sordariomycetes; Diaporthales; Diaporthaceae
Exons: 6
Coding region: 1-3072 (1023 amino acids)
Biological process (GO): proteolysis
Cellular component (GO): cell wall; membrane; cytosol
Molecular function (GO): tripeptidyl-peptidase activity; serine-type endopeptidase activity
Source: RefSeq, a predicted model, not a curated record